CUGUUAACCGACUCACUCACUGCACAACGUACUUGAAGCUUCUCCCUUGUCUCGUGACACUUGUUUCUCCCCUCUUUCUCUCAACUUUUUCGACAUUCAAUCAAUUUCUAUUAUACGAAAUGGCUUCCGCCGCCGGUUGCAUCUUCUGCCGCAUCAUCAAGGGUGAAAUCCCUUGCUUCAAGCUUUUCGAGAGCGACAAGACCCUCGCUUUCCUCGACAUUGGCCCCCUCAGCAAGGGUCAUGCUCUCGUCAUCCCCAAGUACCACGGCGAGAAGCUGGCCGAUAUUCCCGAUGACCACCUCGCUGAGGUCCUGCCCACUCUGAAGAAGAUUGUCAACGCAACCGGUGCCACCGACUACAACAUCCUUCAGAACAACGGCGCGAUCGCCCACCAGGAGGUCAAGCACGUUCACUUCCACAUGAUCCCCAAGCCCAACGAGAAGGAGGGCCUCGGCGUUGGAUGGCCUACCCAAUCACCUGAUAUGGAUGCGCUCAAGGCGUACUACGAGGAUAUCAAGUCCAGGAUUUGAGUCGGCAAUUCUGUGCAGUGUAAAGACAACGCAUCAUUGAUGAUAGCUGCGGCCUUUAAAAGCGUUUCACAGCAAGGGUCCCUGGUUUCACUAUCUAGUUGCUAGGUAGAAUCAGAUGUCACGGCCUAAAUACAAUGAUGAUCACUAAGU
Molecule: messenger RNA, 680 nt
Organism: Fusarium vanettenii 77-13-4
Lineage: Eukaryota; Fungi; Ascomycota; Sordariomycetes; Hypocreales; Nectriaceae
Exons: 6
Coding region: 120-530 (136 amino acids)
Biological process (GO): nucleotide metabolic process
Molecular function (GO): catalytic activity
Source: RefSeq, a predicted model, not a curated record